Messenger RNA from Talpa occidentalis (Iberian mole), 6095 nucleotides. It is a transcript of the gene CLK4, whose product is annotated as CDC like kinase 4. Gene Ontology annotation, molecular function: ATP binding; protein tyrosine kinase activity. The transcript has 14 exons. Lineage: Eukaryota; Metazoa; Chordata; Mammalia; Eulipotyphla; Talpidae. Gene Ontology annotation, cellular component: nucleus. The record is from RefSeq and is a predicted model, not a curated record. Bases 221 to 1675 code for a protein of 484 amino acids. Gene Ontology annotation, biological process: regulation of RNA splicing; protein phosphorylation.
GCGGGCGCGUUCGCGCGGCGUGGGUGGAGCUACAGGCCGCUUGGGGAGAGGUAGGGAGACGGCGCUGCCGCCAUUUUGUGAGGUGUUUGUCGCAGCGGCUGGAGAGAGAAGACGGCGGUUUGGCGACAUUUCUGGGCCCGAAGGCCUUUUGCUUUUGCGGAGAUGCGGCAUUCCAAACGAACUCACUGCCCUGAUUGGGAUAGCAGAGAAAGCUGGGGACAUGAAAGCUACAGUGGAAGUCACAAACGGAAGAGGAGAUCUCACAGUAGCACGCAAGAGAACAGACAUUGUAAACCACAUCAUCAUUUUAAAGAAUCUGAUUGAUGUUCCAUUGGGACUGUUUGCCAGAUUGCUUUCUAAAUUAGCCAGCUGGGGUUACUUUAAAAAACAUCAUUAUUUAGAAGCAAGGUCCUUGAACGAGAGAGAUUAUCGGGACCGGAGAUACAUUGAUGAAUACAGAAAUGACUACUGUGAAGGAUAUGUCACUAGACAUUAUCACAGAGACAUUGAAAACAGUUAUCGAAUCCACUGCAGUAAAUCUUCAGUCCGAAGCAGAAGAAGCAGUCCUAAAAGGAAGCGUAAUAGACAUUGUUCAAGUCAUCAGUCACAUUCGAAGAGCCACCGAAGGAAAAGAUCGAGGAGUAUAGAGGAUGAUGAGGAGGGUCACCUGAUCUGUCAAAGUGGAGACGUUCUAAGAGCAAGAUAUGAAAUCGUGGAUACUUUGGGUGAAGGGGCCUUUGGCAAAGUUGUAGAAUGCAUUGAUCAUGGCAUGGAUGGCAUACAUGUAGCAGUGAAAAUUGUAAAAAAUGUAGGGCGAUACCGUGAAGCAGCUCGUUCAGAAAUCCAAGUAUUGGAGCACUUGAAUAGUACUGACCCCAAUAGUGUCUUUCGAUGUGUCCAGAUGCUUGAAUGGUUUGAUCAUCAUGGCCAUGUUUGUAUUGUGUUUGAACUGCUGGGACUUAGUACCUAUGAUUUCAUUAAAGAAAAUAGCUUUCUGCCAUUUCAGAUUGACCACAUCAGGCAGAUGGCAUAUCAGAUCUGCCAGUCAAUAAAUUUUUUGCAUCAUAAUAAAUUAACCCAUACAGAUCUGAAGCCUGAAAAUAUUUUAUUUGUGAAGUCUGACUAUGUAGUCAAAUAUAAUUCUAAAAUGAAACGUGAUGAACGAACGCUGAAAAACACAGACAUCAAAGUUGUUGACUUUGGAAGUGCAACAUACGAUGAUGAACAUCAUAGCACUUUAGUGUCUACACGGCAUUAUAGAGCUCCAGAGGUCAUUUUGGCUUUAGGUUGGUCUCAACCAUGUGAUGUGUGGAGCAUAGGUUGUAUUCUUAUCGAAUAUUACCUUGGUUUCACAGUCUUUCAGACCCAUGAUAGUAAAGAGCACCUGGCAAUGAUGGAACGAAUAUUAGGACCCAUACCAACACACAUGAUUCAGAAAACAAGAAAACGCAAGUAUUUUCACCAUAACCAGCUAGAUUGGGAUGAACAUAGUUCUGCUGGUAGAUAUGUUAGAAGGCGCUGCAAACCAUUAAAGGAAUUUAUGCUUUGUCAUGAUGAAGAACAUGAGAAACUAUUUGACCUGGUACGAAGAAUGUUAGAAUAUGAUCCAGUGAAAAGAAUUACUUUGGAUGAAGCAUUGCAGCAUCCUUUCUUUGAUUUAUUAAAACAGAAAUGAAAUGGAAAUCAGUGGUCUAUAUAUAUAUAUAUAUAUACACACACACACACACACACACACACUUCUAUAAAGAGAUUUUACUUAAGACUGCGUCAGUCAACUCUAAACAUUCUAAUAUUUUUGUAAACAUUAAAUUAUUUUGUACAGUUAAGUGUACAUAUUGUAUGUUUUGUAUCUAUCAUAAUUAUCUUGUUGAGCAAGUAUGUUCCUGAUAAUGAAAUAUAAAAGUUAAAAGUUGUUAAUUUUCCUUUUUGAGAUUAAUUACCAUUUUUAAAGACCUUUGGAAUAUUCUGUGUGUCCAGUGAUAAAUGUAAUUGAUCUUGUCUUUUGUACAUGGAGGUCAACUCUUUGAAGUAAUUUGAGUAAAAGGAAAUCUUGACUACUUUAUUCUUAAGUGAAUAUUCUUUAUAUGCCCUCAAGUUCAAAAUUUUUUAACUUUAAAAAAAUUUUUUAAUCAUUGUUGAGCAGGUAGUAUUAUUAACUGUAGGUAGGCAGAUAUUAGUAACUAAAACACAUAGGAAAUGUUUAUUGUUGGAAUUUCAUUAAAUCAAGUGUUGUAUACUCAUUGGGUUGAUGUAAACGGCAACAAGUAUUCAUCAAAAGACAUCUAGUUUGUCUGUUGUGAUAGCUGUUUAAUCAAACCACGUAUACACUUCAUUUAAGAAUAAAAUCUAAUUGGAAAGUCAUAUUUUCCAAGAGCUACUUUAUGUGGUAGGUCACAUAGAAAGAGGAAUUUGUUGUUUCUUGGAGACACUUAGCUUUUUAGUUUUUGAUGUCAAAUCUGGAGUCCUGAAAUUGUCUAAUGCUAUUUCCUUAGCAAAUGAAGGAAAUACUUAAACCUCAGCCUAUGAGAAUUAAAUUACUAAAACAGUUUAUAUUUGUGUUAAUCUUUCCCGAAGAGUGAUUUGAUUAGGAUAUACUUUGUGGGGAAAAAACCUGCAGAAAUUUCCAAACAUUGAUUGGUUGGCUGGACAUUUUUCUUUGCCUGUAUUUUUUUCUUACUGUUACCUGUUUUCACAUUAAAAACUACAUGGUAAAUGUUAUUUUAUUUACGUAAGAAACAAAAACUCUUGAUAGCUGCCAGGUAGAGAUAUUUUUUGUCAUAGAAUUCAUAAUUGUUUAUUCAAGUGCAGAUACUUUUGUUUAAAAAGUAUCCCCAGUUUUAAAAUGAAUUUCACAAAUGAUUUGAGUUUUAUCUGUGUAUUGUAAACAAAAUGUAUGGGACUUUUUUGUAUGACAUGAUGAAACCAGGGUUGAUUUCCUACAUUAUUCACUGGCGGCAUUUGCCAGUGAAUACUGUAUUUGAAAAGUUGACUAGGAAUUUAAGAAAGCUGAACUUUUACCAUAGAAUCACUGCAUAAAAUAUGCUUAGACCUUUAAGCAUCCACAUGUAGUGAAUUUACUUUCAGAAUAGAUGAACUAUAUUAAUGUAAUGAGGAUUUUUUGGAAAGCAUUUGAUGUAAAGAAAAGGUUGUCAAUAGAUUUAGCAAUGUUGCUAUCAGAUUAAAAUGUCUGGCAUCCUUUAUUUUCUCCUCCAUUUCCAUUCUACAGGUUACUACUGUAUUACCUAAACUUCCCAUCCUUUCCCUACAAGUCUAUCAAGUUCCCAAAUUGAUUAUUUUUUCCCCUAGAGGAGAAAUUCAUUACCUGAGUAGCUGCUCUCAGGAUAUAGGAAGAAAGGCAAAUACCCACAUUUCUAAGCAGUUAAUGAUUGCUCACAUCCUUUUCCUUUCUAAAAAGUAUUUACAUUCUUCACAAAGGUAUUUGCUAAUUACUAGACCUAAUUCAUGGAAUUUUAGGAAUUAAAAAGAAACUUCAAUAAUAAGGCAGGAAAUGUUUAGUGGGUUUUAGUGACCUUCCUCCUUUGCACACUGCCUUUUUCCUUGUACUUCUGAACUUAACUUUAUGAAAGUGCCAGGUUUUUACUUGACAAUGCCAGGAGCUUCAGCACUGAGUGAGAAAGUUAUAAAUAUUGGUAAUUUGUAAUUGGGUAUUUUUCUUAAUAAUUUGAUGCCUUAUAAUAUUUUCUGGAAAUUCCUUUACAAAGUUGGUUUUUAUGAGGCAUUUUUAAACAUGAUCUUAGGUUAUUUCUAGUACUUUCUUGCUCCUACUUAUUAGCUAUUCUCAUUCUUCAUGCAUUCAUCAAAGUUUUCAGAGUACAUAAAAUUGAAUCCUGCAAUCUUAUUACUUGGGUGAUAGUUGUCAACUACCCUAUGAAGUUUUAUACAGGCAUGUAUGGCCUAGUGAGGUUUUGAUCAAAGGCAGAUCGCAUAUACAAUGGUUUUCCCAAUAGACUAUACCAUUGUAGGUUUGUGUAAUUGCUGCUGACAUUCACACAAGGAGAAAUUGCCUAACGUGUUUCUCAGAACAUGUUCCAUCAUCAGGUGAUGCAUGAUCAGUUUUUAAAAAUUGAAAACUUCCUCUGAGUAAUCUUGGAAGGAUUAGAUGGUAGAGAAAUUGGAAAUGACUUGUCCACUUCUCCCAAUAAUUGUGACUUAACUGUUACUUAAGUUUCCUAGAUUCUAGCAUUGUGCUUUCCUGUAAUAAUGUACCUCUUUGAGUCAAAAACCACUUUGCUGUGAAGUGGGAUGAAGUGGAAAGUAAUGGCUAAUAGUGUUAUUACAUGAAUUCUAUUUAUUCACACUUCACUACUCUUAAUUGAACUGUAGUUGCAAUCAUUAAAUGGUAUGGUCGUUCAGAACAUUAAGUAGGCAGACAGGUACUAAUACUUAAAAUGACAUUCUGGAAUAAAGUGUCAGGUGACUUGAGUUUCUAAUUCUUCAGAUUGGGAUUUCUGAUUCCCUCAAAAUUUGAUGGAAGUUAAAUAUUUUAAAUUUAUCCAGUGCUAAUUAGCAAGCUACAUUUUCAAAUUUCAUUGUGAAUCAGUAAUUGUUCGAUUAUUAGGUUAUGUGUUUGCAAAUAGAAAUUCCUUUGCAUUUUAAAAUAAGGAAGAAUUCCUUUUUAUUGAAGUAACAUUGCAUUAUAUGUCUCAAAUGUUCAUUGAUGAGACUCAAUGUGUAUGUACUACAUUACUUUUAACUGCCAGAAGUUCAAUUCUAUCCAUCAUACCAUUGCCCUCUUUGUCCCAAUUUACCCACCCUUCUUUCCUCUUACUUUCUGGUAAUCACUAAUAGAACUAGUCCAAAAGUUUAUUUUUGUUUUAUUUAUUUCAUCUGUUUGUUUUAUCUAGAUACCACACUAGAGUGAAGUCAUUCCAUACUUAGAACACCUUCUAGAGAAAUUCGUGUUAAAUGUAUAUACAAGUUCUCUUUACAACAUUGUUUUCAAUAAAAAAUCAACAUAAAGGGUCAUUGAUAAGAAAAAGGAUAAAAUAUUGUGUAUUUUAAAUAGUGAAAUAGAACAUAACAGAAAAUGAAAUAAAGCUACACUGGAAAAAUUCAAUUUUAAAAAGUUAUACUGAGUGAAUAAAAACAAACUGCUAGACAGUCUUUAAUAUGUUACCAUUUUUAUAAACCUUCAAGGCAAAAAAAAGUUAAAAGUAUAUAUUACUUUCAAAAACAGGAGUAAAUGCACUAUUCAGGGUGAUGGUUAUCUUCAUGGGAUGUAGGCUUAAGCAGAUGCAGAUAAUAAAAUGAGGGCGGUCCAUGGAGUGAAGAUGAAACCUUUUUUUCUCUUAAUAUUUAUAAAUAUAAUUUACAUCAUUGUUCAUUUUUGUGCAAUUUUAUGAUUUCUCCUCUCAGGUGUAAUCCCCAUAAAAUUCCCACCACCAUCACCAUAGUUUCUUGUGCUCUUCCCUUCCCUGUUUUGAUCCUUCUGCUUCCCCCUCCCUUGCAGAAUGUCUCUGAUUUAUAGUUAUAGUUACCUGCUAAUUCUUUUUUUUUUUUUUCCUGAUCCCUUAUAUGGUUCCUCUACAUUCCUCCUACAUUCCAUUCAUUAUUUUUCUUUUUCCUUCGGGCUUAUUUCACUGAGCAUAAUCCCUUCCAGCUCCAUCCAUGUUGCUGCAAAUGGCAUGAGUUUAUCUUUUUGAUUGCUAAAUAGUAUUCUAUCGUGUAUAUAUACCACAUCUUGAUCCAGUCAUCUAUAUUUGGGCAUUUGGGUUCCGGAUCUUACCUAUUGUAAAUAAUGCAAAAACCUGUAAAACCAGGUUUUUAUGUUUUUUUGGGUAGAGUCCGAGGAGUAGAAUUGUCCAGCUAAAUUCUUAAGGUAAAGUUUUAUUUGGUUGGUUGCUUUUGUUUUUUGUCUUUUUUAAGGUAGAAGGAAUGUAAAGUUCAAAAGUCCUGUUUUACACUUCAAUCAGUUCAGUCUUUUGAGAUAUAUAUGUAAAAGAAGAAAUCUUUGGAAGCUGGCUAAUUCUGUAUGAAUGAUCUGUUCUAAAAAGUACAAUGAAAAGUAAAAUAGAACAAUGAAACUCUAAAUACAUUAAUCCAGUUUCAAAAAUUAAUAUUUUGCAAGUUUUAUU